UGCUCCAGUGCGCGCGCGCGGACCGUCCGAGUGGUAUCAAAUUACGAGGGUGCACACUAGAGCGGAGGAAGGGCAUCACAACUACACAAGUCAUGCCCAAUAAAACCAAGAAGGAGAAGGCUCCUUGCAAGAAUGCCGUUGGGGCGAAGAAUUCCGGAAAAGAAGGAGGGGAGAACUCAGAGGAGGCUAACAGAAACCGUGCGGCGACCAACAACGUCCCCCCUCCCACCCAGCUCACCAAAAUCAAGCUGACCGGCGGACAACAACAUGUGGUCAAGAAGGACAAGCGACAGAGCUCCUCCAGGUUCAACAUCAGCAAGAACAGGGAGCUACAGAAGCUACCAGCGCUCAAGGAUGCGAGACCAGAGGAGCGGGAGGACCUGUUUGUGCAGAAGCUGAGACAGUGCUGCGUCGUGUUCGACUUCGUGAACGACCCCCUGAGCGACCUGAAAUGGAAGGAGGUGAAGAGAGCGGCGCUGAACGAGAUGGUGGAGUACGUGACCCACAACAGGGGCGUCAUCACAGAGGCCGUGUAUCCAGAGGCAGUCAAUAUGUUCUCAAUAAACGUGUUCCGUACGCUGCCGCCUACAUCCAACCCUAACGGAGCAGAGUUUGACCCAGAGGAAGAUGAACCCACACUAGAAGCUGCGUGGCCACAUUUACAGAUUGUUUAUGAGUUCUUCCUGAGGUUCUUGGAGUCUCCUGACUUCCAGCCAAACACAGCCAAGAAGUACAUAGACCAGAAGUUUGUUUUACAGCUGUUGGACCUGUUCGACAGUGAAGACCCCAGGGAGCGGGAUUUCUUGAAAACGACGCUGCAUCGCAUCUAUGGCAAAUUCCUCGGGCUCAGGGCUUACAUCAGAAAACAGAUCAAUAACAUAUUUUAUAGGUUUAUAUAUGAAACAGAACACCACAACGGCAUAGCAGAACUUCUAGAGGUCUUGGGAAGUAUAAUCAAUGGGUUUGCGCUGCCGCUGAAGGAGGAACAUAAGGUGUUCCUACUGAAGGUCCUGCUGCCCCUCCACAAGGUCAAGUCUCUCAGUGUGUACCAUCCGCAGCUGGCCUACUGUGUAGUCCAGUUCCUAGAGAAGGAUGCUAGUCUUACAGAACCAGUAAUAAUGGGGCUGCUAAAGUUCUGGCCAAAGGUCCAUAGUCCAAAGGAGGUAAUGUUCCUAAAUGAAUUAGAGGAAAUCCUAGACGUGAUCGAGCCCUCUGAGUUUCAGAAGGUCAUGGGCCCCCUCUUCAGACAGCUGGCUCAGUGUGUCUCCAGUCCACAUUUCCAGGUAGCAGAACGGGCGUUGUAUUACUGGAAUAAUGAGUACAUAAUGAGUUUGAUCAGUGACAAUGCUCAGGUCAUCCUUCCCAUCAUGUUUCCAGCUCUCUACAAGAACUCCAAAACACACUGGAACAAGACAAUCCAUGGCCUGAUCUACAAUGCUUUAAAGCUGUUUAUGGAGAUGAACCAGAAGUUGUUUGACGACUGUACCCAACGGUACAAAGCCGAGAGACAAAAAGAAAAAGAAAAGGUUAGGGAAAGAGAAGAGGCUUGGGAUAGGAUAGAACACAUAGCUCAGACCAAUCCUAUGUACGGCGGGUAUCUUGAAAACUCUAGGCUACCGAAUUCCCCUGGCAGCAGCGGGUCCGUUGCCAUGGAAACAGACACCUAUGAUGAUGCGGAGCUGUCCUUAGACAAAAUGAAUGACAGAGGACAGGCUGGAGUCAGUAGGGGUAAAGAUUUGAAGAAGAUGCUGCCGCGCCGGAAGUCAGAGCUCCCCCAUGACUCCCUGACCAUGCGAGCUUUGUCUGAUCACAAACGUGCCGACGAUUACCUCACUACCUCCCCCGAAACCAGCUGAACGCCCAGUCUGUCUGCAUGUUAUACAGGCUCUUAUCCUUCUUGAUUAUUUUCUUGCAUUGUAAUUGUCGCAGGUUCCCUCAGAAACAUUUCGUACGGUAGCAUUCCGCCACUCGUACCACAGUAGUGUGUACUCCUUUGUUGACCGUCACGCACCAUAGUUAAUACCUAGUCUGGUUUCUGUAGUGGGAACAGGAGUUGUUGGAACAAACCCUGGCCUCUUAUGUGUUAGUUUCUGUGCCCUUUAUGAGUAAUGUUUUUGUCCCUGAAAUUUGUCUAUGUAUGUGUACAUAUAAGAUGUCCGUGGAAUAAAAGAACCUAAUUUUCUUGCCAGUAACUGUAACCUUAUGAUUAUCAUUGCAGUGAGCUUGAGUUCCACUAUGUAUCUGUUUCAUUUACUGUCGUUCAGAGCCAAGCCAGUUCAUUUUUUUCAAUCACAUGAUAAUAGUCCUGAUUAAUACUUGUAACCCAAGUGUUGUUAUACAAUGUGAUAACCAUUACCUUGAGAUAUUAUUUUCUUCAACCUCUGUCAUUGUUUCUAAAAUGGUAUCAGUCAAAAGUCUGUGAUUCUGAUUUUCUGUAAUGCCUUAGUUUCCCCCAUAUGGUUUCUGUACAGUGUAGUUUGUAUGGCAUGCCAUGUGGGCUUUUCAAAUACAAAAGAUUAUGGAGAGAGUAGUGGAGCAACAGACUCUUGAGUACAGUGCCACAGUAUGUUCUAAAGAGGAUAUGUAAUAGAGACUCUGAUAGCCACCAUAUAUUGUACUCCUCCCAGCACUCCCUUCAAGCUAAAGAAAGUAUAGCUGCUUAUAAGAUAGUAGAUAAGGGCCAGUGUUUGCCUUUCAGAAGGACUGGUACAAGAAUGAUGUAGCUCCAUGUACAUGUACUUAGCUAUAGCACAUUGACAAGAUGUGUGAACACUUUCCUAAGACAAUUUAUUAUCAGUUUUUUUUUGUAAAGAAAGAUACAACUGAGGAAUAACAACUAGGGCUCUUCUGCUAAAAGUCAUGAUUGUGUAAUGUGUACAAACCUUUGGCCUGGCAAUUCUGAAAGGUAGAAAAAUAUUUUUAAAAUGUUUGUAUUGAUGACACUGCAUCUCAAAGGUUUGUAUCGAUUGAAUAUUGUAUAUUGUAUGCACAGUAGGUGAGAAGGAGUAGGGAGGAAAAGAAAGCAAAUGUUGUUAUUCCUCAGGUUUAUUUGACAUACCCUUUAACAGCUCAGAAUGUGAGGAGUGAAAAA
Molecule: messenger RNA, 3091 nt
Organism: Branchiostoma belcheri (Belcher's lancelet)
Lineage: Eukaryota; Metazoa; Chordata; Leptocardii; Amphioxiformes; Branchiostomatidae
Product: serine/threonine-protein phosphatase 2A 56 kDa regulatory subunit delta isoform-like
Exons: 16
Coding region: 93-1856 (587 amino acids)
Biological process (GO): protein dephosphorylation; signal transduction
Cellular component (GO): nucleus; cytosol; protein phosphatase type 2A complex
Molecular function (GO): protein phosphatase activator activity
Source: RefSeq, a predicted model, not a curated record